AGGAACUGUUUUGGUUCAAUAAGGCCUAGAUGCCUGGAUUGACAUAGGGCGGUACCAGCAACAGAUCAGCCAUGGCCAGCCCAUUCUUGAUGGAUUUGUCUCUCCCGGGCAUGCCGGGAAGAUAUCAGCUUUAUAUCAGCGAAACGGCUCUUCGCUUUGCCGAUCAGGAGGAACAGAAUAUGAAGAUCAUUCCCAGGAACUGUGUGUCGACCAUUACCAUUCGUGACACCGACAGAACUUUCUCGACCACUGACAUGCCCAAAGCUCUGGCUUGCACUGGUGUCGGUGGUGUUGUCUCUGGCUUGCUGGCCCGGCGCUCCAUGUAUGGCAUCAUUCACAGCAGCUGGGAUGAAAUACAGCAAGCUGUCCCCUCAAGUUUCCGCAGUAGUCAUGAAUGAACCGAACUUGUUUCUUAACAAGUGCCUUACUAGUAGUAACAAGUGCCACGCUACUAGGAGCAAGUGCCUUACUAGUAGUAACAAGAAGCUACUAGUAACAAGUGCCUUACUUUUUAAAUGUUUCUUAAAAUGGUCAUCCUCCUGUGUCCGUCGAUGUAGGGUCUAUGGAACCUGCUUUUUCCACAUGUUCUCAGAGCCUGAGCACGGUGGGUUGGUCCUGUUUCCUUUCACCGGAGGCGACUGACUUGAACAUUGGCAUUCCGCACACAUUCCUUUUCAUAUUGGCAUUAGGUACGGGCUGUUCAACAAGUUGGCCUUGAUUUUUGAAGCACAGACUUUACUCAAUGGCAUCAGGCCUGCCAUACUUUAGGACGACACCUUUCUUCGUUCAUGGUGCCCGGUGAAGCCGAGCACAAGGUAAAGGUGGCCUUGACCUUUUUGGCGUGGUCGGUGGCUGCUUUGGAAUGUGCGCUCCGCUUUGUGUUCGAUUGUUUUAACGAAGCCUUUUCUGUCCUUUUCAGUGCUGCAUGUUGCUUCCGAUAAUGAGGGCUUGCUCAUAAUUGUGCAAACGCAUUUGUCAAGCGGCGGGUUUGCGCGAUGGUUCCUAUGACACAGGUACUUUGGAUGGAAGUUUGGCCAUUGGGCCACCUGGCGGACAUGCAACAGACUAUUUGGUCCUUUCCACCAGAGUCUUCAGUGACCCCGCUUUCUUUCAGAACUCAAGGGAAUGUCUGAUUGGAGUGGUGUCAGAAAGAUGGAAAGAGAUGAUUGUUGUCAUCGGAUCGUCUCCCGGGAGAAAUCUUGGUGGAAGAUUUCUCCCCCCUUGGAAGACGAUUUUCCUCUACCACCCACUGCAUGGAUCUAGCUGCCCCAUCUAAGCCCUUUACUCCGUCGGGUGUUAGGUGAGAAAUGACAAAGGAAUCGAACCUCAAGAGAAUAAUAGAUUAAUCCAGAGGCACACUAGUAAACAACGAAUUCAGGUGAAGCGAAGAAUUUACUGUGAAGCUGUAACUGGCCGCUCACAGAGUUGCACAAUUGUGUCGACAGGAACCUUAUUUUUGCGACUAGUUUUUGCACUUUGUUCUAAAAAGAUCGACUCUUACCGGAAUCAAAGUCUAGCAACAAACAUUCUCUUCAAAGUUGGGCAACAUUUUUGUCUGAUAGGGCAAGGACAAAUUUGGAGGGUCCGGCUGCCGGCUGCGCCAGUGCGAUGAUUUUUCCUCUACAAAGUCGGGGUUUGCAUUUUUUGUUUAUUGGAUAGAGGGUAUCCUUUUGGACCAAAACCGAGCUAAGUGCACUGGAGCCAAGGCCUUUCGAAAGCAGCACACUGUGGAUGGCUCCUUGGUCCAGCUGCAUACCGCAGGAGAUGUCACCGGCUUCAACUGCAGCGAUUUGAAGGCUCAGGAGCUUGUCCGCUUGCUGCUAUGAGGAGAAAAUGAAGAAACCCAUGCAUGCGUUUGUACUAAAACCUGAGUGACCCCUGUAGUUUCCAAACCGGGCUCAGAUGGGUCUAGGCAUGCGUCAUGCGUACAGUUGUAACCAAAAGUAGGGAAUGUACGGAGUAUGUAUUCUUUCAGACAUGUUGGCUGCAAAACGCCAUACGUGUCCGCUUGGCUUGGCUGUGCUGGCAAGCACAAAAGGCUCACCAGCCAGUCGCAGGCAUGUCUCACGAUAGCCAGCGGCAAUUGGUUCACACCAUGGGACAAAGUGGCCAUGGGAAUGAUGCCUCAGCGCAAGGUAAAACCAUAGAAUCUCAUCUCCGCAAGUUAAGGCUUGUGAAUCAAAGG
This is a messenger RNA of Durusdinium trenchii, 2185 nucleotides long. Lineage: Eukaryota; Dinophyceae; Suessiales; Symbiodiniaceae. The record is from the annotation of a GenBank genome assembly.